This is a messenger RNA of Clarias gariepinus (North African catfish), 2509 nucleotides long. Its product is annotated as histone-lysine N-methyltransferase PRDM9-like. The record is from RefSeq and is a predicted model, not a curated record. Gene Ontology annotation, molecular function: protein binding; histone methyltransferase activity. Gene Ontology annotation, cellular component: nucleus. The transcript is spliced from 5 exons. The coding region runs from base 1 to 1914 and encodes 637 amino acids. NCBI's taxonomy places the organism in Eukaryota, Metazoa, Chordata, Actinopteri, Siluriformes, Clariidae.
AUGUCCCUGGUGCUUCUAGUGUCACUGGUGUCCAUGGGGUCGCUUAUGCCUCCGGUGCUGUCUCUGGUGUCUCAGCCGUCUCCGGGGUCCCUAGUGUUGGUGUCUCAGGUCGCCAGUGUCUCUCGUGUCACUGACUGUCAGGUUUGUAAAUCCUUCUUCCUGAACGAGUGUGAGCUUCACACUCCACCUCUCUUCAUCCCUGACACCCCGGUUCCCACGGGGAUCGCCGACCGAGCCAGACAAACCCUUCCAGCUGGUCUAGAAGUCCGGAAGUCUGGGACUGCUGACUCGGGCCUGGGAGUGUUCAGUAGAGGGGACACGGUUCCGGUCGGGGCUCACUUCGGUCCGUAUCAGGGGGAACCGGUAGACCGGGAGGCAGCCAUGAACAGCGCCUACUCCUGGGUGAUUUCCAAGAGCACAGAUUGUAAAGAGUAUAUAGACGGCACAAGAGAGGAGCGUGCCAACUGGAUGAGGUACGUGAACUGUGCUGGUAGUGAAGAAGAGCAGAACCUGGUGGCCUUCCAGUAUCGAGACGAGAUUCUCUACCGCUGCUGUCGACCCAUCAAUCCAGGACAAGAGCUCCUGGUGGGGUUCGAAGAGGGUUACGCCAAAGUUCUCGGCGUAACAUUUUACUCCCUCUGGAACAAGAAGUGCUCCAGAAACAAAAUGAAAACCCCUUCAUUACAAGUCUUCUCCUGCACUUGGUGUUCAUUUUGCUAUACGGUUGAAAUUUAUCUCCACAAACACAUGAAGAGAUGCCACUAUGAGGAGUACGUCAAACUGAAGGAAUCAGGAGAAACUCCUCAUCACAAGGCCAGAAGACGCUCCGGUAAGCGGUCCUCAGGUCCUCUCGGCUCCGAGACCUCACCCGGUCAGGAGUGUGAUAAAAUGCAUCAGUGCUCAGACUGCGGGAAGAAUUUUAAGCUACGAAGUUAUCUCAAGCAGCACCGGCACAUUCACUCGGGAGAAAAACCACAUCAGUGCUCGCAGUGCGGGAAGAGUUUCACCCGACUCGCUCAUCUCAAGCUACACCAGCGCAUCCACACGGGAGAAAGGCCGUACGAGUGCUCGCGGUGCGGGAAGAGAUUCUCGGAUCAGAGUGCUGCUCAGCGACACGAGCGCACACACACAGGAGUGAAACCGUUUCACUGCUCAGAAUGUGGAAUGAACUUUACUCGGCAAAGUAACCUGCAGCGACACCAGCGCGUUCACACCGGGAGGAAGCCGUACACCUGCUCUCAGUGCGGGAAGAGUUUUACCGACCGGACCGUGAUCCAGGCGCACCGCCAGGUCCACACAGGAGCCAGGCCGUACCCGUGUUCGCAGUGCGGCUUGGCUUUUGCUCAUCAGGGUACUCUUAAACUACACCUGCGCGUCCAUACAGGCGAAAAGCCGUACACCUGCUCACAGUGCGGGAAGAGCUUCGCUCACAGAGGGCAUCUUACACUGCACCUGCGCAUCCACACCGGGGAGAAGCCGUAUCGCUGCUCAGAGUGCGGGAAGACCUUUAACCAGCUGAGCAAUCUGAAAAGACACAACCGUAUUCACGAAGGAGAAAAGCCGUAUCACUGCUCGGUGUGUGGAAAGAGUUUUACUCAACAGAACACCCUCCAGCUCCACCACCGCACACACACCGGCGAGAAGCCGUAUCGCUGCUCGGCCUGCGGGAAGAGUUUCGCUCACCGGAGUACUUUCAGGAUCCACCAGCGCAGUCACACGGGGGAGAAGCCGUACUUCUGCUCACAGUGCGGGAACAACUUUAUCAGUCGGGGGAGUCUACAGCGCCACCAGCGGGUCCACGCCGGAGAGAAGCCGUAUCACUGCUCACACUGCGGAGGGAGUUUCACUCAGCGCUGCCAUCUUAAAUACCACAAACUCACUCACACCGGAGACCAACCGUAUCACUGCUCUUAGGAAACACCGCACUCUGAGCAGGGCUCCCCAAAGACUCCUGUGUGUUUAAUGGGGUCACUGCUCGAUCGUUCAGGGAGACACACACCUGGACGAUGUGUAUACACUGUUCUGUACAUUUUACCAUAAAUGCAAAUCAAUGAAAUUCAUUAAUACUUAUAUUCAAAAGCGAAGGGCCAAUGUGUGUGUGUGUGUGUGUGUGUGUGUGUGUAUUUAUGCUCUUGUUCUAAGACCUUGCCAUUUUCAUAGUAACAGCUCACACACACACCUCUACAGUAGAUUAAGUCUCAGCGCUCAGAGGAUAACGAGCUGUGUUCUUUUAGUCUUUUGGAGUUCAAGCAAAGAGAAGAGAACCUCUUUUUUUUCCUAGUGUUGAGUUCCGUGUCAGACAGUUACUGUCAGUAAUGAUGAAUUAAUAAAUAAACCAUUAUAUGAGGCAGGGCUGUGCAAGACCAUCUCAACACACAUGCACCAUCACCGAGUGUAUCAUGUAUCUGUAGAGGUUCUGAUUGAACUCCUGACUCCAGCCGGAGGUGGACGAGCUCUUCUUCUUUUGGUAUUCUUUAUUAUUAUUAUUUUAUGAUAUGAUAUAUGAUAU